Molecule: messenger RNA, 1516 nt
Organism: Bombina bombina (fire-bellied toad)
Lineage: Eukaryota; Metazoa; Chordata; Amphibia; Anura; Bombinatoridae
Gene: RAC3
Product: Rac family small GTPase 3
Exons: 6
Coding region: 187-765 (192 amino acids)
Biological process (GO): cortical cytoskeleton organization; motor neuron axon guidance; regulation of actin cytoskeleton organization
Cellular component (GO): cytoplasmic vesicle; plasma membrane; cell cortex
Molecular function (GO): protein kinase binding; GTP binding; GTPase activity
Source: RefSeq, a predicted model, not a curated record
UUCUAUUGCAUUAUCCCGAAACUCCUUCGUUAUUUGUCGUCUUUCUUCGGAAUCAUCAGGCGUGUGAUUCGGUAAUUUCCGUCCCCAGUCGGCCGCUCUUGCCUCUCCUGUUCCCGUUAUCUGUGGUCUAGUCCUCCCGCAGCUCCAGUUUUUUCUCGGUUCAGCGGGUCCGUUUCGCCCAGUAACAUGCAGGCCAUCAAAUGCGUGGUGGUGGGAGAUGGUGCUGUCGGAAAAACCUGUCUCCUGAUUAGUUAUACAACCAAUGCCUUCCCAGGAGAAUAUAUUCCUACUGUGUUUGAUAACUAUUCUGCCAAUGUAAUGGUGGAUGGGAAACCAGUGAACCUGGGGCUGUGGGACACAGCUGGACAGGAAGAUUAUGACCGACUUCGACCCCUUUCCUACCCACAAACGGAUGUGUUUCUGAUAUGCUUCUCCCUGGUUAGUCCGGCUUCAUUUGAAAAUGUCAGAGCAAAGUGGUAUCCAGAAGUGCGACAUCACUGUCCUAACACACCCAUCAUUUUGGUGGGUACCAAACUGGACCUGAGAGAUGACAAAGAUACAAUUGAACGACUGAGGGACAAGAGACUAUCGCCCAUUACAUACCCACAAGGUCUGGCUAUGGCCCGAGAGAUUGGUUCUGUCAAGUAUUUAGAGUGUUCAGCUCUCACCCAACGUGGCUUAAAAACGGUGUUUGAUGAAGCAAUCCGUGCCGUAUUGUGCCCGCCGCCCGUCAAACGGCAAGGGAAGAAAUGCACUGUGUUCUGAAUAGCCAGAGACUGAAAAGUGGACCAAACUCCUGCCAUCUCUUUCCAAAGAUGUGACCCUGCCAGGAGAGGAGUGGGGAGCUGGUAGUUCGCAGAUGUUUUCUGUGGUUGUGUUUUGUGAGCAUGGGGUGGGAGGGGUGGGUGAUGCUGCAGAAUAACAGGGCCACAGCUCCUUCAGAGGACUCCAGUCUGCCCUUCUGCCGAUACAUAAGUGACCUCAUUACACGGAGGCCUGGUGCUGCAGUGAGAUGUGACACAUACAAGGAAUGUCAUAUGAACUCUUUGCAACCAACUAUACGGAGGGCUGAGGCAGGUGGUCUGCAUGUGUCCAGGUGCAUAGUUAAUCACUGCCCUGAAAAGAUUUCUAUUGCAUGGGGAACUGUCUGAUUUUCUUGUUGUGUGUUCCAGUUUAUAAAAAAAAGCUGUAAGUUCUGUAGUAAAUGUUUAGUUUUUUUUUUGUUGGAUAUUUAUCAAGCUGUGAGAAUAUACAACUCUUGUCAAUUUGUGGUUGUGACACUCUAUAACAGUAUCGGCAAGUUCAUCUAUAUGACAUUUACAGAAAUGUGUGUUCAAGAUGCUUUUUCACAAUUAUACAAGCACGCAAGUGUUUAAACAUUUGUUUUAUUGUGUAAUUUGUAGCCACAAUGGUGCUGCAGAAAUGCUUUCCUCUCCAUUACAGAAAACCUGUGAGUCAUGUUAAAUCAUGUUUCAAAUGUUCAGCUUUGUACAAAUUAAAGAAAAGUAUCAUUGGU